Molecule: messenger RNA, 3642 nt
Organism: Pseudozyma flocculosa PF-1
Lineage: Eukaryota; Fungi; Basidiomycota; Ustilaginomycetes; Ustilaginales; Ustilaginaceae
Exons: 6
Coding region: 1-3642 (1213 amino acids)
Cellular component (GO): cytoplasm
Molecular function (GO): glycerophospholipase activity; metal ion binding
Source: RefSeq, a predicted model, not a curated record
AUGGCGCAGACAAACGACAAAGAAGAUGCCAGCUCCAUCGGCUCGGCCACGCAGCAAGCACAGCCCAGGCCAUCCACCCGCGCCGCACCAAAGACAAAGGCAAAGGACAGGAGGGCCGCCUUCAUCCGUCAGGCCUCCCUCCCCCUCCAGCAUCAACCGGCGGCCAAAACAGACGGAGACAACCAGGACGGCCAUGACGACGACCCCGGCAGCGCCUCGCAGGCACCCGCAAACGACGGCCACGUCUCGCCCGGUCCACCCCCGCUCCACACACGCUGGGUUCACACCCUCGAGACGGCCAAGGGAUGGAAGGCCUUCGGUGCGAGGGACAGCCGCCGCCUAGAGGCUUCCUGGCGAGCAAUGCAACAGUCUGGCUGCUCCUCGGGGGGCCCGUCCGACCCCGACCAGACCGAGCGUGACGCCGACGACGACGAGCAGUGGUCCGCCCUCGAUCCAGACGACGACGCGCCCGUCUGGAGGGUCCCCGUAGGCCAGGACAAGCUCUACGACGCAGACCUGCGACAGCUCAAGGCGAGUCAUGACAAUGGCCCCCUCGACGAUGCCCUGCAUGCCCCGUCGCUGACCCCGCACGCAUCCCAUCCCUCCCCUCUGCCCUUUCGUCUCGCCCCGCAGAUGGCGCCCGUCUUCUGGAAGGACCCAAAGAAGCUCGACGUGCUACGCGCCAGCUGGUUCUACGAAGCCAACAAGCUCACGCCCUGCGUCGCCGCCCUCGCCGACGAGCUCGAGGCAAAGUUCCUCGAAAUCCAGCCCUGGCUCUCGUCGUACACCGACGAGCUCAAGUCGUCGCUCUCGCUCGGCGCAGAGGCCGAGGCAAAGCUAAAGUGCCCGCUCAAGUCGAUCAAGAACGCCUACGUCAUCUUCCAGGGCCCGCGCCUUGCCCGGCUCUACACCGAAGACUUCACCGCGCGCAUCUCCAAGCAGUUCUUCACCGCCUGGAGCGGCGAGCACGGAGGCGGCCAGCUCCUCGUCCGAGGAUACCAGACCCUCGUCCAACUCCAGGAGGCCAAAAAGGGUGGGCGCGGAAGCGGCAGCGGGAACGGCGCGUCUUCGUCCAAAAAGAGCCGGAGGGCACCGUCGACGAAGAGGGCGGCCAAGCGGCGCUCGCUCGCCACCGUCUCGUCGGCCCACCAUACCGAGGCAGAGACCGAGGUCGACGACGCGAAGAAGGACGACGUGGCCAAGGACCUGCAGGACGCGCUGCAGGAGAACCAGGAGGUCCUCAAGAGCUCGACGACGGCCGCAGCAGACGAUGCAGCGGAACAGCAGGCGACGACCGAAGGUCAGGCCGGCGCCGAACAGGCCGACGCCGCCGACGGCAACCCCAACGCGUCGAAGCCACCGGCCCGCAGCGAUUCAGGCGUCACGGUGUCGACGGGAACGUCGAUCGACACGGCGCAGGCCACGCCCUCGGUCGAUGUCAGCACCACUCAUGCCAACGCCACGACGGACUCGGCCAAAUCUGGCGCCGGUGCGCGCCUGCGGAGCCUGGCCAUGGCCGCCAGCAACCGCUCCUCUGCAGCCGCAUCGAGGAACGACCUGCUCAGGAGCGUGGCCAGCCGCUUCGGCGCGUGGGCCGGCGGCAGCGGCGAAGCCGGCGGCGCAGAGGGUCUCACGACCAAGCAGCAGCAGGAGAUCGCCAACUCGUUCAAAGAGGCGCAGAGGAGGGCGCAGGACCUGCCGGCGUCCGAGUACGAGACGACCGACGACGAGCACCACCACAACGACGGCGAUGGCGAGCACGACGACGAUGGCGACGAUGACGGCCACGAAGAUGACGACGAGGACAGGCCGCUGAGCGACGAUCCCGAGGCGUUUGACGAUGCGGAAGAGCAACGCGAAGAGGCCGAAGAGGAGGCGCACCCGCCAGAGCUGCUGCUGGCCGUCCACGGCAUCGGCCAGCGGCUCGCUGGCGACUGGAAGAGCUUUGAUUUUGUCGUCGCCAUCAAUGCGUUCCGCGAGCUGGUGCAGCAGCGCAUCGACACCGUCAAGGCGCCCUCGGACAUUGGCGGCGGAGGCCUCAAGGCGCUCGCCAACGGACGGCGCCUCCAAUUCCUCCCCGUCAUGUGGCGCGCCGGAUUCCACGUCGGCGAGGCCGACAAGCAGGCGGCGGAUGCGGCGCUCGACGAGGAGGACGAGAUGUUUGACAACGGGCUCGAGCUCGACAUGGACCACAUCUUUGGCAACGAGGGCAUCCCCAUCGUACGGACGAUGACGCGCGAAGUGCUGAUGGACAUUCCCAUGUACCUCUCGCACCACCGCCAGCAUAUUAUCGACUCGGUGCGGAGGGAGGCCAACCGGCAGUACCGCGUCUUUGUCAAGCGCAACCCGCGCUUCGAGGAGCGCGGCGGUAAGGUGCACAUCAUCGCUCACAGCCUCGGCAGCGCCAUUGCGACGGAAAUCCUGUCGAUGCAGCCGACCAAGGUACCGCUGGUCAAGGACCUCGGACCCAGCGAGGCGCAAAAGGUCGGCCACAGCAGGCUCAUCUUCAACGUCGAAAAGUUCUUUGCCGUCGGAUCACCCGUCGGCAUCUGGUUCGUCCUCAAUCGGAGCCAGCUGGUGGCGAGACGCGGCCGCGAGUGCCGCUCGUCUUCCGACGAGGCCGAGAGCGGCGUGCCCAACCGCGCCGUGUCGCUCGACGAGGAGGGCAGGUACGGCUGCAUGAGCGUAAGCGGCUUCUACAACAUUGCCAACCAGUUCGAUCCCGUCGGUACGAGGUGUACGCCGUGCGUCGACGUCAAAUACAGCAAGCUGGUCAAGCCCGUGGCUCUGUCCAAGGCGACGCGCGCCGUGCUGCGUGCCGAUCCCAAGGCUAUUCCGCCCGAGGCGGCCACCUCUACGACGACGACGACGAAAAAGGACGGCCGAAGGGAAGGCGAUGACGCCGCCGCGGCAACGGAAGACAAGGCGGCCAAGGCCAAUGCGACGUCGGGCGCCACGGCCACGUUUUUCUCGUCGUGGGGUCGGAAAGCGGGUGGGGCUGCGGCGGCGCUGUCGUCGUCGUCGAGCGCGGGCAAGGGGGCCCAGGAGACCAAGCCAGCUGCGUCCAGUGACAAGGCGGAGGAUGACUCGACUGGCGCUGCCGCCGCCGCAAAGGACGAGGACGGGCCUUCAGCCGCGUCGGGAUGGUUGGACGCUGCGUCCAAGGCGAUCAAGCGGAGGUCGAUGGGAUCCGCCUCGGGCCACGGCGACCAAGACGGCGACGCCUCGGACGGCGACGGGGAUGACAGGGCCGAUGCGGUGGCGGCGACGACGCACGCCGACGAGGACGGCGACGACGUGCGGUCGCGGAUCCGGGCGCGUGCCAAGAAGGAAGAGGAGAAGCAACGGCGCAAGGCCGAGGAAGAGGAGCGGGCGGCCAAGGAGGAGAUGAGCGAGGCGCGGCGGCAGCGGGCCGAGGCGCGGCUGCGCGCCCUCAACCCGAUGCAGCGCGUCGACUUCUACAUGCCCCUCGAAGGGUACAGCCUGCUCAGCACCAUCAACCAGUACGCGGAGCUGAUGACGGCGCACAUGUCGUACUGGAGCCGGGCGGACCUGGCGGAUUUCCUGGUGGCGCAGCUGCUGUCGGACGACGAGCGGCUGGCAAAGAGCCUCGAGUUCAAGGCGGUGGAAGGGUGGGAGUAG